AUGCUGGAUGUCAUUGACUUGGUGCUGUCACUGACCAUCAUGCGCAAAAUGCUGAGCAUCUUCUGGUUCAAGGGCAUGCAGAUGUUUUUCCUUCACACUUUCUCAAUCAUUAAGCUGGUGGAGCUGCUGACCAUGGCUCUCAACAAGUAUGUUGCCAUCUGCACCCCACAAGCUACAAGCUCCGUCCUGAGCAUAUCCCUGGUAGUCAAGAAUGGGCUGCUGGCUCUAGCCAGGGCACUGGGAUUGAUGUUGUCUCUGCCUUUUCUCCACUGUUGCCUGCCAUACUGCCACUCCUACUUCAUGGGAGUGGUGAAGCUGGCCUGUGCCAACACCAAGUUCAGUAACAUCAUCGUGGUUCUCUUCAUCAUGGAGUUGCAUCUGUGGUUCAUUGGGGUCUCCUGCCUCAAGAUCUUGAGGACCCUGUUGAAUCUGGUACUGAGGGAGAACAGACUGAAGGUAUGUGGGAUCUGUCACAUCUGCAUCAUUCUGGUCUUCUACACCCUUCUGGUUCUCUCAUCAGUCAUCCACAGCUUUGGUUGCCACGUUGCCUUUCACAUGCACAUCUUGAUGGCUAAUUUCUACCUCCCAUUCCCCACUAUGGUGUAUGGGGUCAAAACCAAGCAGACCCUUUACAUUUUUCUUUCAAGAGAAUCUAAAUUCUCACCCAUCCCAUCCACGGGACCAUGUACCGAUAUCCGUACAACUGCACAUGCAAAUCUCAGCCCGUGA
Messenger RNA from Antrostomus carolinensis (chuck-will's-widow), 729 nucleotides. RefSeq names its product olfactory receptor 52K2-like. Gene Ontology annotation, molecular function: olfactory receptor activity. NCBI's taxonomy places the organism in Eukaryota, Metazoa, Chordata, Aves, Caprimulgiformes, Caprimulgidae. Gene Ontology annotation, biological process: G protein-coupled receptor signaling pathway. The record is from RefSeq and is a predicted model, not a curated record. Gene Ontology annotation, cellular component: plasma membrane.